Messenger RNA from Ostreococcus lucimarinus CCE9901, 1131 nucleotides. RefSeq lists its product with no specific name. Gene Ontology annotation, biological process: ubiquitin-dependent protein catabolic process; protein polyubiquitination. Gene Ontology annotation, molecular function: ubiquitin protein ligase activity. The coding region runs from base 1 to 1131 and encodes 376 amino acids. The record is from RefSeq and is a predicted model, not a curated record. Lineage: Eukaryota; Viridiplantae; Chlorophyta; Mamiellophyceae; Mamiellales; Bathycoccaceae. The transcript has a single exon.
AUGGGCGCCGUUGGUUACGCCACGAUUCGCGUAAGACGCGGGCACUUGCUCGAAGACGGCAUCGCCGGUCUUUCGGAUAAGCUCACAGAGACGCUCGGCGGAAUCAUUCGCGUGCAGUUCAUCAAUCAGCAAGGGCUCGAAGAGGCUGGCGUCGACGGCGGCGGUUUAUUCAAAGAUUUCUUGAACGAUUUAAUUGCGGAAGCGUUCGAUCCGAAAUUCGGCUUGUUCGUCGAGACGCCCGAGCGCACGCUCUACCCGAAUCCAGCGUCUGAGUUGCACGCGGGCGAGCGACACUUGCAGUACUUUUACUUUCUCGGCGCCAUCCUCGGCAAAGCGUGCUACGAUGGGAUUCUUCUCGACGUUCCACUCGCUGAUUUCUUCCUCGCCUCGCUGAAAGGUCGACACGUCGAGUUUAACGACCUGACGACGCUCGAUCCCGAGCUUUAUCGCAACUUGGUUUCGCUCAAACGCUACCAAGGCGACGUCGAGGAUUUAUGUCUGUACUUUACCGCCAUCGAUCGAAGUGGCAUGGAAGAAACUGUGAUCGAGCUCAUCCCGAAUGGCUCGAGCGUACCGGUGACGAGGGCUAACGUCCCGCGGUACCUUCAUUGCAUGUCGAUUUAUUUGCUUCGAGCGCAAAUCUACCGCCAACUUUCGAGCAUGAAGGCGGGCUUUAGCAUCGCCGUUCGCAAGCGUUGGCUCGACAUGUUCACCCCCGCCGAACUGCGAUUACUCAUAUCAGGUAAUCGCACGGGAAGCAUGGACAUCGAUGACAUGGCGGCAAACUGCGAAUACUCUGGCGGCUACGAGGCGUCGCAUCCGACGAUUCGCGCGUUGUGGCGCGUCAUGCGUACGAUUUCCCCAGACGACCAACGUUUGGUGCUCAAAUUCAUCACCUCGUGCAGCAACACACCACUGCUCGGGUUUUCGCAUCUCGAACCCAAACUGUGCGUGCAUCGAAGCGGUACCGCGGGCACGGACGCCCCCGACGCGACCGCGGACUUGACCAGGCUUCCCACCGCCGCGACGUGCAUGAACCUUCUGAAACUACCGCCGUAUUCUUCCGACGACGCGUUGCGCGAAAAAUUAAUGUACGCCGUCAAGUCCGGCAGCGGCUUCGAUUUAUCCUGA